CUAUGUAGACAAUCUGUGUGAAUGUUGUAGACAUGCCACUUGAUCGGUACAAUAGAGGACUUGCCGGACACAACCAUUUCUAGAAAAUUAAGUGUCGGUCAGACACACGUUGCGGUAGGAUUCCAUUAGGGGAUUCUAGUACAGAUAAAGUCUGCCUAACUCAUGAGCGGAUCUGUCGUCGAUGAGGAGAUAGUUGACGAUGGUAGAUUAACACGUGCAAGAUCAAGUAGGAUCCCGUACGUGUUCAGGACCCUAGACGAGGGAGAAGAAAGACGGCUUCGUGCCGAACGCAGAGCCCGUGCUUUCGCAGCAUCGAGAGAAGCAGCAAACCUUGCAGCUACGGAACAGGCUGCAGCAGCAGCCAGGGCAGCAGCCAUGACUUCUUCAGCAGCAUCCUCCGCUGCAACUUCUGUUGCAUUCUCGUCUGGACCCCAGUUUGGAAUGCCAACAAGGUCCACGGGCACUUCCAGUUUAUCAGGUUCUAGACAAUCUACAAGUCAAAUGGAGGGCUCGCAGUACAGCCCGUUGACUCCUCGCGAAAGGGAGAUGAGGGAGCUCCAGCAGGUCAAAAGGAUCCGUGCACAGUUAGAGAAGGAUCUGAAAGAGGCUACCGAUAGAGAAAAAGAGAUAAAGAAUAGAACAGCCAGGCUUGAAACGUUAGAGACUAACAAAGCGAAGUUUGAGGGCUUAGAUGACUCAGGAAUGAAUGAGCCCAUGAAAGUGUUGAGGGACAACAUGUUGUCGCUGCAUGCGCGCUUGGACAGCAGGAUGGACUUCAUGCAAAACACUUUGGACCAGAUCCUGGACAUUUUGUCAAAACUAGGAUUCAGGCCACCAGCGCAAUCGCCGUUGCCGUUAACGGCGAUGUCAGGCCCCUUUCCAGUUCAAGCUGGUUCACAACCAAGUGGUAGGGGCAACUUAUUCCCAGGCUUCAAGCUCGGGAAACAUGUGAGGCCAGUGGAAGUAUUAGCUGCUUCUACUCAAGAUGAAGUAGGAAUGAUACCCUCCCUACUUCAUGACAAGGCCCAGGCUAAUGACCCCUUAGUCGCCCCGCAGACACAACUAGACCAGACUAUGCUCUGUACGUUAGAUGUGUCUGAAGCCUUAGAAGACUUGGAGAGUGAGUGGUCAAACAAGGACCCUCGCGAGUCUUGGGUGGCGCUGAGGAAAGGUCCUAGAGGGGAACAUUUCGUGGUGGAAGUCGAUGUAGAAGGCCGCAAAUGGGGUGCCUUCAUAGACAUAGGCUCCACGCGGAAUUACAUAAGUCGCGACUGUUUGGAAAGGCUGCACCUAAAGGACCGGGUACGACACCUUAGUAGACCAGUAGCAUCUACUUUGGCCAACAAGGAGCGCAUGAUUGUAACAGACUACAUCAAGGACGUAGUCUGUACCUUCUCCUAUGGAGGAGGUGUGCUUAACCAUAAGAUCUCGUUCUUAGUUAGCGACGACUUGCCAUUCGAUAUGCUGUUAGGCAUGUACAACCUCGAAGUUGCUAAGCCCCAGUUCGACUGGGAUAAGAAGGUGCUCAAACACAAGUUGCCCGAAGGCCGAACUGUCACAUUGACUAAGUUCAAGGCCAGUAGCAUUAUAGAUACCUAUGGCUGCUUGUGCGCAUCCGCGUUCUACAACUAUUACAAGCAAAACGAAGAGGAGGGUAUGUACCUUGUUUAUGUCUCUGAGAAGGGGGAGGUCGUUAAAACACCCCCAGAGAUAGAACGCGUCGUUGCUAAGUUCCCUGAUCUGUUCGAGGAGCCCACAGGAGUUGUUGAAAGGGAAGUCGUCCACGCUAUAGAAAUCAUUCCAGGGAGUAAGACCCCAAAGGGAAGGAUCUAUAGGAUGGCCCCCGUCGAGUUAGAUGAACUUCGGCGACAGCUUAAGGAGCUGACAGAGAAGGGUUGGAUUCGGCCUAGUGCUUCCCCUUACGGAUCACCCGUUCUAUUCGUACCGAAGAAAGGGGGUACAUUGAGGAUGCGCAUUGACUAUAGAGGCCUCAAUGCCAUCACUGUGAAGAACGCAGAGCCUCUACCUCGCAUAGACGACCUAUUGGAUAGGGUGCAGGGAUGCAAGUACUAUACCAAGAUAGACUUGAAAUAUGAAUAUCAUCAGAUCGCAAUAAGACCUGAGGACCAACACAAGACAACUUUUCAAACGCGUUAUGGUCUGUAUGAGUUUGUAGUGAUGCCCUUUGGUCUUUGCAAUGCGCCGGGUACAUUCCAGCACGCUAUGAAUCCGAUCUUCCAUGACCAUUUAGAUACGUUUGUUGUGGUCAACCUAGACGACAUUCUGAUCUUUAGUAAGUCUGCCGAGGAGCAUGCACAACAUGUUGAGACGGUACUUCAACUCCUUCGACAACACAAGUAUAAGGUCAACUUAGAAAAGUGUGCAUUCGGUCGCACUACGAUACUAUACUUGGGUCAUGUAGUAUCCGAGGAGGGAAUUAGGCCGGAAGAUGCGAAGUGGCUAGUAUUCGAGACUGGCCACAACCUUAGACAGUCACUGAGCAGUACCGACGUUAGUCCUAACCAACUGCACUUCGGAUGGAAGCCUAGAUCAGCAUUAGACUUCCUCCUACCUGAAAACCGACCUGCUGCAACUCUAGGCACACUUGAAUACGGUGUGCAAUAUGAGAAAUUGCUGCAAGAGGCUGUUGAACAUAUGAAGAAGGCUCAGCAUACCAUGAUUGCUUCUGAAAAUCAACAUCGCAGACAGUCCACAUUUCAGGUAGGGGAACGUGUCUGGGUCAAGGUUAGUGAGUUAGGACAAGAGUUCGGAAUAUCUCGCAAACUAAUGCCUCAAUACUUUGGUCCCUGGGAAGUCUUGGAUGUUGUGGGAGAUGAGUUGGAUGGUCCCACAUAUGUCAUUCGUGUCCCUGGACAUCUACGCACUCACCCAGUCUUUCAUGCCUCAAAGCUUGCACCUUCUGCUGAGACUGAUCAAUUCCCUUCCAAGAGAUCGAUGCUGCCCCCAACCAUGGAUGGACAAGUCGACAUCGACGAUAUUGUGGAUCACAGGGAUAUGCCUGUUCCGAAGCCGCUGGGUCGAGGAAGACCUCCUAAACCCAAGAGGGAGUACCGGAUCAGAUUCAGGCAUCAUACGGAUCCGAAAGAAGAUCGGUGGUUUACCCGAGAGGAACUGAUGGAAAUAGCUCCUCAGGUGGUGGUAGAUUAUGAACGGAAGCUAAAAGGGAAGGCACCUGCGAAGUAAGCAUCUCAGCGGACUUUCAAAGCUAAGGGGGAUGGAAUGUGAGGAUUGAGCCCUCAAGUAGGGGCCUUGCCAUGAUGUUAAUGUUCUGGGCUAAGGCCCCAACAAG
Chara braunii is the source of this 3310-nucleotide messenger RNA. The record is from the annotation of a GenBank genome assembly. NCBI's taxonomy places the organism in Eukaryota, Viridiplantae, Streptophyta, Charophyceae, Charales, Characeae.